UUUCACACAGCCCCAGCCCCAGUUGGCCCCACUCGCAUCGCAGCCCCUUCGCAUCGCUUUGCAUUGCAGCCCCCUGCUCCUUUCCUUCUCUAAAGCUCCACUGUUUCUGCGCCUCCUUGCUCUUCGCUCUUUGCUCUGCCGGGAUCUUCCAGCUUUCAUUCCUUGUGCUUUUCUUCCAUGCCUUGCGCUCCUCUGCUUUUUUCUUCUUCCUCUUCUUCUACUUCUUCUUCUUGUUUUCUUGCUGGCCUGCAGCUUCGUUCGAUCCCUCCCUGUCAUGUGACGUCCUUCUGUUGUGAAUUGUUCUCUGCUGUUGGAUUGUAAGCGUUUGUGUUGUUGGCGUGUUUGUUUGCGCGUGUCUGUCCUGAGUCCGUGAGUGCAGAUUAUUAUUAUUAUUAUUAUUAUUUUUUGUGCUGUUGUUGUUGUUGUUACUUGUUGUGAUAGUUAAUUGUACUUUUAUUUUUAUUUUGUUGUGUUUUAUUUUUUUGGUUCGUCGUGAGGUGAAUGUGUCGUUGAAUUGAGGCAACGUUGCACUGGAUUGCCGUUGUGAAGUGGUGUUGACAGUGUUUCUGGGAGUCGUAGGCUUAGUUUGCGAAGCUCAAGUUGUUGUGGAUCCAAUAGUGUCGUUCGAGGUUCGAGAAAUAGUUGUGUUGAAAUCGAAGUGGUGAUGGUCCGGGAUUGUACUCUUUAUCUUCGCUCUUGCCAGCAUCUGAUCUGUUAUUCCUCCUUUAUUUGGAGAGUGCUACGUUGAGCUACAGUCAAAGAGGUGUCUAUAGUCAUACUUUGUUUAGGAGGUUCUGUUCACCAGCUCCGCAAUUCGCUGCAAAUUCGAUCGCUAUUUUUCCGCCGCAGUAUCUGUCAUCAGUAUCUUGUUUUUGAAGCAUUGAUUUCAUAUUCGCACUUUCAGUCUCGCGGCGGUUUCUUCAAUUCUGUUGUCCGUGUCCACUGUGAACAACCUCCUCUCUCGUGCUUUUUCUCCGUCUCUUGCUCUCUUUAUAUUCAGCCUUCAUCCCAAUUUUCACGUUCGCAAUUCUUUAUUUGAUAGGUAGAUGAUGUAUCUGGUGCUCAUGUAAGAUUCUACGACCUUAUUUGUUAUUCUCAGGGUGUUAUACGUCAAAUGACGCUUUGAAAGUCUGUAGUAAUGAAACUGGAGAGCGUCUUUGAUUUUGAAGUAUAAUCGACGUGAACAAUCGGCCGCUCACGACGUAGUUCAGCACCCGGUGGCAUGAAGAGGUGCAGCACCAAGGCCCCGCACACAGCUUUGCGAUGCAAACACCUUAGUCACUGGAACCUAGGAUUAUCUUUCACGAGAACUUGCAGCUAGUUGCUGGUAUUCCUGAGGGCCUCCACCAUCGAGUCCUUACGCAACAAAAAUCAGGUAUGACAUACGGAGGGUCAAGAUAGGAGUCAUGGACUCUUCCGUUCGAGGAUACCACAAACAUCUCUGCUGGUAGCAUCGUGUCCCCGACAAGUUAAACUAAAAACGCUUCAAUUCGGCAGCCAAACUUCAUGUCUAUGAUUUGACUUUUCCACGUCCGUUCCAUGUCUACAAUCCGCAGCACGCCACCACAACUCAGGUAGCAGUUACACAAAGUCCUGCACAGCUCCGACUCCACUCUGAAUACGAAUUUGUCUGCGGACCUAUCUAAGAGGUCAGUCCAACCAUGGCUACUGCAUGUCUCCAGGGGCCACAAGGCCAGGUGCAAAGUCAGCAUGGAGAGCCAUUCUUGCCUCCUGGCUUCCGGUUUCACCCGACGGAUGAGGAGUUGGUCAGCUACUAUCUGACCAACAAGGUUCUUGACAGCAGCUUUGCUGUUCACGCCAUUGCGGAAGUGGACCUCAACAAGUGCGAACCUUGGGACCUUCCUGAGAAAGCUAAGAUGGGGGAGAAGGAAUGGUAUUUCUUCAGCCUGCGUGAUCGCAAAUAUCCCACAGGCAUUCGCACUAACCGAGCCACAGACGCAGGCUACUGGAAAGCGACUGGAAAAGAUCGAGAUGUAUUUGCACAUGGCCGGCCUCCUCUGGUGGGCAUGAAGAAGACCCUGGUCUUUUACAGGGGCCGCGCUCCUAAGGGUGAGAAGACCAGCUGGAUCAUGCACGAGUAUCGGCUUGAGGGUGAUGGUGGACAUUCUCUGUCUCCUCGAGUCAACAAGGACGAGUGGGUGGUGUGUCGCAUUUUUCAAAAGAAUUCUGGAGGGAAGGGAAGUUUUUUGUUCUCGGAUUCCUGCAUGCGCAGCCAUGCGGUGAUGUACCAGAUUGAGGACACAAGGUCGUCUUUGCCACCAGUCAUGAAUAAUAACUCACCAAACCCAACUGUCACUGAUGGAGGGACCUGCACAGAUUGCGAGACAUGUGCCGGCACUGAGCAAAUGCCUGCUUGCUACAACUGCGUUGACGACUUUGAUCAUGGUAAGGAAACCAAUAGCGUCAUGUCGUGGAUCAAUGCGCAAUCGACUGGAAUGGACAUCCUGCAACAAGUAGGAGAUUUGAACAAUCUCAGCAACAUGCUUUCAAAGCAGUACCCUGUGUACGAUGCUGCUUACGAGAAGGGCAUGAGCCUGUCAAGGCAGCUAGGGUUUACCCCACAAGUGCUGUUGCAACCCGCCAACAUGACAACGCCUACAGGAUUACGAGUUACGAGCUUGCGGCCGAAGACUGAGCCAUCAUCCUUCAGCGAAGGCGAAGACGAAGCACAGAGCAUUCCGGAGGGGUAUGGCUACGACGGCUGGCAAGCUGAGGACGCCGAGGCUUCUCUAUACAAUAAUAAUGACGGCACAGCGGACGAUUCGUCAUCACCAUUGCAAAGCUCCACUGGAGGCACCGAGUUGUCUUGCUUGAGUGGGAGCUUUUGUAGUGGCGACCAUAUGAAUAACUUCAAGUACCGAUUGCAGGACAUUACUGCGCUAGCCGACUCUGGCCUUGGGACCGAAAUCUUAGGCUGGUGUUGCUGACGCAAACAAGCGUUUCUCCAGUGUACUCAUUGCAUCCUAUGCAAGAGUGAGGGUCUGGUGCAAGAUAACCUCAGAAGGAUCUUUCUCAAACUGUAAAGGAAAAAGGAAGGGUGGUCCUCCAUACACUGAUCCUCUUCUCUCAUUGAUGGGUAUGCUGCAAUCCUAUACAUAAAGCUGUGCAGACCAUCUAUAUUGUACAUUAUCUACGGUGCGAGUUUGAAGAUUGGUCAAGAGCUCGACGUGGUGGCGCGUCCACGAUGUGGACUCCGAGGUGUCACCGACAGUAAGAAGGAUGUCACUCCCAAUCCGGAUACACUUGUAUAUACUGAUGUAAUAUAAGGUGUAUUUUUUUGGUAGAAAAAAAAAUCAUGCACAUAUGUAAUUCUUUUCAUCAAUGAUUACACAUUUAGGUGCACAGGAUGAUUAGCGGCAAGUUCACCACACAAAGAAAGGGCCGAUGUGUGCCGCUGAGGAUAGACUCCGCGAUGAUUCAGGUCUGUGAAUUUAGACAGGUAUUAUAAGGGCAGGCGGAGUGCACAAGUCAGAUCAAGAAAUGUGAUGGUGCAUAUUUUGGCAUUGCUUUUUAUUGGACAUCAACAGAAAUUGAUUGGUUAAAUUACCGCCGAUAUUGUAGACGCAGGAUUUCUCUAGCAACCCGUGUUUAGGCUGACUAUUUUUCAUAAUUUCAAUUCUCCACCCCUUUUUCCCGGU
Molecule: messenger RNA, 3659 nt
Organism: Physcomitrium patens
Lineage: Eukaryota; Viridiplantae; Streptophyta; Bryopsida; Funariales; Funariaceae
Biological process (GO): regulation of DNA-templated transcription
Molecular function (GO): DNA binding
Source: RefSeq, a predicted model, not a curated record